Molecule: messenger RNA, 1947 nt
Organism: Echinostoma caproni
Lineage: Eukaryota; Metazoa; Platyhelminthes; Trematoda; Plagiorchiida; Echinostomatidae
Source: the annotation of a GenBank genome assembly
AUGGUCACUCAAGCCCUCACUGAUCGACCAACACGUGCUCUGGUCGACGACACACAGAAUCUGGUCAGUGGGACCGGUGAGGAUCAGGCUCGGUUGGCCAGCACAGCACACACCGCUGUGGAACGCGUAACACAACUCGCGGAUGUGGUCAAACGUGGCGCGGCGGUAAUCGGUCCCGGUCAACCGGACACACAGGUCGAACUGUUAAGUGCAUGUCGUGACGUGGCAACCGGGUUACGUAAUGUGUUCCAAUCUGCUAGUCGAUUGCCGGGUCGCACAGCCGACGACCCCGUCCGAGAUGAAGUCCGUACGAAUGCCCAACUGACCGUUUCCAGCAUUGGUGCUUUGCUACAAAAAGUGAAAUCGAUCGAGGAUGAUGAGCGUCGUGGUUUACAAGCCCUCACUCUGGCCGCCAAACAUUGUCGCGAUCAGGCCGCUCAGCUAGCCAGUGGCACAUAUGCCGGUGGGAGCACUACGGGGACCGAGGUCAACGCCACGGCCUCUAUUCUUACCCCUGUCAGCUCGCGCAAAUCUGCCCCGAGUGUGGCAAAUAUGUCCGCACUGAGCAAUACAUCCAGUUUGAUUGCUCGCUAUCUCGCCCCAGAUGAUUUGGCUCGUGCCGCUUCCGGACCCGUUCAAUCUGCCGUGUCGAAGGUGAUCCUGGCCAGUAAUACUCAAUCACAAGCAGAUGUUUUGGCCACUGCGGCAGCCACACGGGAUGUUGUCACCGAUUUGGUUGCAGCGACCAAGAGUCAUCCGGCAAUGAUUUCGCUGGUCGAGCAUUUGCCCGAACAGUACGAGCCAGCCCUCCUGCGUUAUUCCGAAGCCGCUCAAGAAACCCGAAACGCAUGUGCGGUCACAUCGAAAGAAUUGGGCGAGGAGUUUGCGGAAUUGCUAGAUGCAUUGAAGGCGACUCUGCUUCCGGAUUGCCGAGCGGCUGAUCGGGAACGAAUUCCAAACUCAACUCGACGGAUCGCCGAUCUGUCGCAUACGCUGUUGAAUUUGCUUGAUGGCUUACGCGGGCGGGAUGUUGCCGAGAAGUUCAUCGGACGUCAUGUUGCCUAUCAUCACCACUAUGUGCCCAAUUAUACAAUCGCUGGUCCAGGCUCUGUACAACGCAGUGUCUAUAUCCGUCCCACAUGCUACCCACUUCGGUUGCCUCACGACCCAACCGGUGUGAACGGGGCUGACGGGGCGUCGGAAGCGGAGGCGGAGUCACGAAUCCAGUUGGCGAUUCAACAACUGGACCAAGCUUUGUCAGGCUCGGACGAGAACCAAAAGAGUGGGGCUGCCUUACUGCGGGAAGCUCGUUCUGUCGCACAGGCAACGCAAAAUCUGAUUCAUACAGCCCGAUCAAUCGGUCUAGUUCCCGCCUCAGAAGCAGCUGAUCGAGCGCGUCACGCCCCGCGCAGCUCAGCUUCACUGUGGCGUACGGAAUUGACCGUGUCAUUGGCAACACAACACAUGUGUCAACUAUCACUGUUGUGUUCUGAAGCGUUACGUGAUGAACAAGCCCUGCACGGUACCGGUGACACCGACUUGAACGAGUUGUUUGGUACUUCGAUGCGACUGGUACCCUCUCGAGAGCGCCUUCUGGCUGCGGUGCGUAAAGUGGCUGCUGCUAGCGCCCAGCUGUUGAUGUGGGCAAAAGCACGGAAACUGUCGUAUGCCACGACUGAUAUCAGGAAAUUGCAAGCUGCGGGUCAAGCCGUCAAAGAGACCACGGAUAGAUUGUCAAUGGCUGUACAACAGGGCGACCUGAACAUCAAUCCCGAGGAACUGUAUCGAUCCGCUCAUAUGACAUCUUCACUUCAGGGUGUGAUUGAUACACAAGCCCAAAUCCGCACUCAACGCUCGGAGCUGGAUGCUCUGGAACGCCAACUGGCUCAUUUAGAUUUGGAACAGCGACGGGCUCAUCCCGCUUUGUUCGAUGGCGAAACGUCUUGA